Molecule: messenger RNA, 618 nt
Organism: Fusarium poae
Lineage: Eukaryota; Fungi; Ascomycota; Sordariomycetes; Hypocreales; Nectriaceae
Exons: 2
Coding region: 1-618 (205 amino acids)
Source: RefSeq, a predicted model, not a curated record
AUGCUCACCGAGACCUCAGCCAUGCGUCUGAUCAACACGAAGAGCAUUGAGCUCCAGUUUUUCACCGACGAUGAUGUACCAGACUACGCAAUCCUUUCUCACACUUGGGACCAAGAAGAGGUUCUAUUUCAGGAUAUCGGACUCGAAAGUGCGAAAGCGAAAAAAGGCUACAAUAAACUGCGGAAUUGCUGCCGUGUAGCUGAGCAAAAUGGUUUCGAUUACAUAUGGGAUGACACCUGUUGUAUCGAUAAAGCAAGUAGCGCAGAGCUCUCGGAGGCCAUCAAUUCCAUGUAUCGAUACUACCAGGAGGCCAACGUUUGUUACGUAUAUCUCGCAGAUGUUUCGACCACUUCCCGAAUACCUGACAGCAGGUGGUUUACCAGAGGAUGGACCCUUCAAGAGCUUAUUGCGCCUCACGAGAUUAUCUUCUUUGAUCAGCACUGGCAGGAAUUGGGUACAAAGACAUCCCUCGUUCGCAUCUUGUCAGAAAGAACGAGUAUCCCACAAUACAUUCUUUCUGAUAGCGACGAUUUAGAGACCACAAGCAUCGCACAAAGAAUGUCCUGGGCAGCUGAUAGGGUAACGACACGCAAAGAAGAUGCCUCUUCUUUAUGGUGA